AUGAACAACAACGGACAGAAGCGCACUACGGAGCAGGCCUCCGAUGAUCGCACUCCGAAGCGCCGCCGAGUUACGGAGACGGAGAGCUUGAAGAUCUCCUCUCCGUCCUGGAACCAAGACGGAGAUCCCAUGCAAGCCAGCAGUGACCGAGCUGAGCGUCACCGCAAGCGCCACCAGAAGACCGAGGCGAUGACAGAGCGCGUAAUUGCGAUUCCUCGGUCGCCCAAGCGAAAACUGCUUCGCAAGCCCUCCCAGCUUGCUCGUUCUGCUGCGCCCGAAGCCCCUCAAGAGCAGGGCAUGCAGUGUCUUUCUCAUCAGCCUGCAGGGACAUUCCCCUUCCUGAAGCUGCCAUCUGAACUCCGCAACAAAAUCUACCACGAAAUCGCAGCGGACGCCGCAAAGGAAGAAGUCACUAUCCACCACCUCCCUCACAAGGGGAAUAUCAAGAUCCGCCAAGACGGGCCCAGCAAAGCAUACAUCGGUCUCACCCAAACCAAUUGCGCAAUUCGAAAUGAAUUCCGCCACAUCUACCUCGAGCAAUUCAGGGCAAGGAUUCCCCUGAAGUCCUUCCACGAAUACAAGGACGUGUUCACGACCACGGAUGCCAACGGCAACAAGGUCGCGCACGUAUCGUUCCACACGUGCGGCGCCAAGCUAGCCCACGAUGAAUUCGACAUGUUAGCUCUUAUCGAUUUCGCCCGGAGGAACCCCAACUUCGACUUCCAGCUGGACAACUGCCCGCGCUGGUCGUGGGACGAGAAGAAGAUCACGCAGACAUUCAUUGCGCACGCGAACAGCAAAACCCACCAGGAGCUAGUGAAGCAGUUCAACAUCACCGAUGUCCGGCUGGGGACGCGCAUGGUGGACGGGCAGGGCAGAAAGACCAUCCUGACCGUAAUGUUUCGAAACACGCUGCUUGAAAUUCAGAGGGCCCGGUAUGCGCAGGAUUACAUGAGAACGCUGGGAUUGCUGGACAUGGAAGGCUUGAUGGUUGAGACCAACUUGACGGGGCGGAGGGGCAGAUGGGUUGUUAGGGAUCAGGAGUAUGUGAGAUACAACAUGGAUUGGCAGUUGUGA
Trematosphaeria pertusa is the source of this 1077-nucleotide messenger RNA. RefSeq lists its product as uncharacterized. Bases 1 to 1077 code for a protein of 358 amino acids. The transcript is spliced from 3 exons. Lineage: Eukaryota; Fungi; Ascomycota; Dothideomycetes; Pleosporales; Trematosphaeriaceae. The record is from RefSeq and is a predicted model, not a curated record.